Tinamus guttatus (white-throated tinamou) is the source of this 622-nucleotide messenger RNA. RefSeq names its product GABA type A receptor associated protein like 1 (gene GABARAPL1). The record is from RefSeq and is a predicted model, not a curated record. Lineage: Eukaryota; Metazoa; Chordata; Aves; Tinamiformes; Tinamidae.
GCCAUCGGAGGGGAAGCCGACGCCUGGCCCGUAGCGCAGCAUGAAGUUCCAGUACAAGGAAGACCAUCCUUUCGAAUACAGGAAAAAGGAAGGGGAGAAAAUCAGAAAGAAAUACCCCGACAGAGUGCCUGUAAUUGUGGAAAAAGCACCGAAGGCCAGAGUACCUGACCUUGACAAAAGAAAGUAUCUUGUGCCUUCUGACCUCACAGUUGGCCAAUUCUACUUCUUAAUUCGAAAGAGAAUCCACCUGAGGCCAGAAGAUGCCCUGUUCUUCUUUGUCAAUAAUACCAUCCCUCCUACCAGUGCUACCAUGGGACAGCUGUAUGAGGAUAACCAUGAGGAGGACUAUUUUCUCUACGUGGCCUACAGUGAUGAGAGCGUCUAUGGCAAGUGAACACCAGCCACCAGUAAUGCAGGCGAGAUGGAGAGAUGGAACUAAUUUUGGAGGAUGGGUUUGUGUUGGAGCAGAGGAAGGAGAAUGUUUGAGAAGAGGAGAAGAGAACUGGAAGUGAAUCACCUGCACAAUGCCAUCACCUUCAUGCAUUAAUUAUAAUCAUUAUUUUUAAACUGAGGGGAGGGAGGGUAAAAAGAAAUGGUGUGAAAGGGCAAACUUAUUGGCUAG